Molecule: messenger RNA, 2489 nt
Organism: Haliotis rubra (blacklip abalone)
Lineage: Eukaryota; Metazoa; Mollusca; Gastropoda; Lepetellida; Haliotidae
Product: pleckstrin homology domain-containing family A member 8-like
Exons: 12
Coding region: 220-1836 (538 amino acids)
Biological process (GO): ceramide transport; intermembrane lipid transfer
Cellular component (GO): cytoplasm; membrane; cytosol
Molecular function (GO): ceramide 1-phosphate transfer activity; ceramide 1-phosphate binding
Source: RefSeq, a predicted model, not a curated record
UAACCAGCUUACGCGUGGCGUAGCUUGAGUAGCGCAACUGAGAAAUAAUACCUCUCUGCUUUGGUCAUUGAAUGUAAUAAGAUCUAUUAAUCAUAUCAUCCCCAUGUACCUAUGUUCUCUGUUGACAAUUUAAAUUUUACCAACCUCAAUUCAUAUGCUAAGUGUGGUACGAAACAGAGCAUUAUGAUUAGCUUUACAUGUUGACGUUUGACAACAAAUAUGGAAGGUGUGUUAUGGAAGUGGACAAAUUAUUUAUCGGGUUGGCAGCCUCGUUGGUUUGUCCUGGACAAUGGUGUUCUUUCCUACUACAAAUCACAAGAGGAUGUCAACAAUGGCUGUAAAGGUUCGAUCAAGAUGACUGUAUGUGACAUAGUUGUCCAUCCAACUGAUGCUGCCCGACUUGACUUAAUCAUUCAUGGAGAACAACACUAUUAUGUAAAGGCCGCUACAACCAAAGAGAGACAGGAAUGGCUUGUUGCUCUUGGCAGUGCCAAGGCCAUGCUCAACAACAGUGGACGAAGUCAGCAUGUUCAUGUUCCAGUUGAUGAAGUAUCCCCUGGCAGUCUUCGCUCCAAGAAGUCGGAACUGCGUCUCUAUUGUGACCUUCUCAUGCAGCAGGUCCACUCUGUCAAACAAGCCGUAAAGACUGACCAGGCGGACACACAGAAACUAGACGAAGCUACUUCGCUACUGACGGCCACCUGUGACACGUUUAUCCAGACACUAGAAGACUGCAUGCAACUCGCUAAGCAUGUCUCUAGCCCUGGGCCGACAGAGCUUGGUCCUUCUCCAUCCUCACCCACACGCACAAACAGAAAGGGAUCAAGGAAUGUUUCAAGGUCCAACUCUGUUGAAAAGUCAGUACAUCCCAAAUUGUCUCCAAUGAACUCUUAUGAUGGUGUUACACCUUUACGACCUCGUACAAGACCAAGAUCUGGCUCAGAAAGUUCCUUCUCCGAGUCCGAGCUCACCAACGGAACAAUUCGACCACGCUCAAUCAAUUCAGACUCUAAUGUGAUAUAUGAAGUAGAACCUGUGAGGGAGGAGUCAGGAGAUGGUGCUGACAAAUCAGAGAAUUCUGUUGGUGUGAGUGACAGUUCAGAUACCCAACCAAAGCCAGUGUUAUCAUUGAAGCAUAAAGCAAACUCAGAAGAACAUGAUGGCUUGGAGGAUUUUAAGGAUGCAAUUGACAGCAAGAUACCAACAUUUUUCUCAGCAAUGAAACCAAGUGUCACUGAAAUAACAGUUUUACCAAAUAACGGAGUUCCUGUGGAACCAUUCCUGGGAGCAUGCAGAUCCAUUGUGCCUAUAUUUGAUAAAUUAAAUGGGACUGCCUUUGCUCCUGUGAAGAUGGACUUUGCUGGAAACAUCAGGAAAAUCCAGCAGAAGUAUUCUACCAACUCAAACAGCUUUGCAACACUCCAAGACAUGGUGGUUUAUGAAGUCAAAGCCAAACAACACACAAACUCAAACUCUGCUACAGUAGCAAUACUCUGGCUCAAACGAGGACUUGAAUUUAUCCUGGAAUUCAUGCGUGAAGUAUGUUCAGGUCAGCUUGACCUUACAGUGUGUGCAAGCAAUGCCUAUUCCCGCAGUCUAAAACCUUUCCAUGGAUGGGUUGUGAGGGGCGUGUUUGCUGUUGCAGUGAAAGCGCUACCAUACCGUGAGGUGUUCUUGUCUCAACUGGCAGAGGUGGAGUGUGACACGGAGAGCUCCAGCUACCACCACUCCCUCAGUGAGGACUGUGAGGUCUUCAUCCGUUCCCUCAGCUUCCUUACCCGAACCAUCACUGACUUCUACGUCAGUCACGAUCUUGACUCUGCUGAACAAGUUUGACAAGCAAACCACAGGAAAUUGGCCGAUUUCUUCACCACUCAUAGGACAAUGUUUGGUUUAAGCUGGAGCAAUGUACAAAUAAGGCUGUGAAGCUUACCAAUCAACUCCCUUGGAUUUGAUUUUGCAUUGAAACCGUGUGUCAGUAAUAAUUGUAUUUUCACAUUCAUUGUUUAGACUUUCAAUUUUGAUGAUGCAACAAAAUGUGGAUGAUCAUGUUUAAGUUAAGCAUGCCUGAUUUCAUUUGCCUUUCUACUAUUCUUUCAGUCUCAUGAAAUAGAUCAAACAGAAGAACAAGUAGACUAUGUUAUAUAUAUACAAUCCCAUCAUCAGUGUAAUCUGUAUCCCGUCUUGUUUAACAAAAUCAGAGACCAAGUUAGGACAUUUACUACGAAAGGAUUUGGACACUAACUAGGACAUUGUACAUAUCCACUAUUUUCAACAAAUGGAACAUAACAUGAUAAUUGUGUUAUAUACAAAUAAUAUAUUAUUUGUGUUCUUCAAGAUAUUUCUGUCGCGUGUAGCAGGCCUUCAUAUGAAUGGCAUUCUUAUAUUAGAUUGAGAUAAUGGGUCUGUUGAUCAGAAGAAGGUUGCAUGUUACAUUGAGUUCCAGACAAGGGAAACCUUGAUGAAAAUAAGUAGUUGUGGUUCCUUCG